Messenger RNA from Anguilla anguilla (European eel), 3416 nucleotides. RefSeq names its product DNA topoisomerase I mitochondrial (gene top1mt). The record is from RefSeq and is a predicted model, not a curated record. Gene Ontology annotation, molecular function: DNA binding; DNA topoisomerase type I (single strand cut, ATP-independent) activity. Bases 133 to 2919 code for a protein of 928 amino acids. Gene Ontology annotation, cellular component: chromosome; nucleolus. NCBI's taxonomy places the organism in Eukaryota, Metazoa, Chordata, Actinopteri, Anguilliformes, Anguillidae. The transcript has 24 exons. Gene Ontology annotation, biological process: DNA topological change; chromosome segregation; DNA replication.
GUUUGACGAUAACAUUAACUUGGUAGUUCUCUAGCCUACGUUUGUACUGUUUCGCCUUGUCCAAUUUUAUUUCCCAGUGUUUCGGACGUCGGCUAGCACUUACCGUGCGUGCAAUUUGUCCAAGCUGGAGAAAUGGAAGAAAAGAGUUGUGCAGUAGGAAGAGAUUCUAAAUUGCUUGGUGGGAAUCCAAGCAGAAAGAGAACUUCCGACUCAAAACACAGGACCUCUUCUGACAGGACGAGGAUAAAGGAUGCUACAGAGAAAAAACACAAGAGCAAUCGCAGGGAGAAGGGUGGGAAGCACAGUGGACUGGCCGUUGUGGUAUCAACACAGGUUAGAGGUACCCACUCAGAUUCGCACUGCAAACCUCUACAGGAGUCCAAAAUAACAAGUUCUGAGAAACUCGCCUGUCAUGUAACGGCCGAAUCAGGGAACAGUGAAGGGGAUGUUGGUACAGAGGUCUUUGACAGCAGUAUGGAUGCACACCCAUCGGCUUGUAGGAACUAUACAGACAUAAACAACAACAUAUUUGCUGUGAGUGAGGAAUUGGAAGGGAAGAGGUCAAUUGACAGUGCUGUGCGUCAAAAUAUGACUUCAGAAAGGUCAGCACCUACCAAGAAAACAAUCCAUACAGAGGUAUCAAAAAUGAAGAAGGACAAAAAAAAGCAUAAAUUCAAAUGUAGCAAAGAGUGGACUUGCGAGAUGGGGAAGAAUAGUGGGAAGCCCAUGGAGAAAACAAAGGACACUUUGCUAACAAAGAGCAGAUCCAAGAGUGAAUCACAGCCUGAAAAAGACAAGUCCCAUAAAAGUAAAUCAAAGAAAAAAGAGACAAAAGGCAAAGAUGCCGUUGAUGCAGUUAAGGAAGAAAUGGAUGAAUGCUCUGUUCAAGACUAUGGUGAACUAAGAGAGGACACACAAGCUGAGAUUAAAACUUUGAAGAAAGCACAGAGCAACUGGCAGAACAUCAAAGGCGAAUCUCACAAAGAGAAAGUGGAUAUAGCCAAUCCUAUGAAGAAGAGGAAAAAUGACAAAGGACGAAGUGUGAAGAUGGGAACAGAGGAUGAAAAGACCUUGAGAAAAGGUCAAGAAGAGGGGAAAUCUAGCCAUAAAAAUAAGCGAAAAAAGGACACUGCAGAUGCAGAUGAACCCAAGAAAAAAAAGGGGAAAAUUGGGAAGCAGAGUAUGGUCCAGAAGUCUGCUGUAGCUAAGAAAGAUGAGGCCAGGCUGUGGAAAUGGUGGGAGGAGGGACAGUCUCUCGAUGGGCAAAAGUGGAAGACUCUUGAGCACAAGGGACCUCUGUUCCCACCAGAAUACGAAUCAUUACCACCGAAUGUAUCUUUCUAUUACAACGGGAAGCCUGUCAGACUGAGUGUAGCUGCAGAGGAAGUGGCCACCUUCUAUGCCAAGAUGUUGGACCAUGAAUACACCACCAAGGAAACCUUUCAGAAGAAUUUCUUCACUGACUGGAAAAUGGAAAUGACACGUGAUGAAUGUGAUAUGAUCAAAGAUCUCUCCAAGUGUGAUUUUCGGGAGAUCCACAAGUACUUUGUGGACAAAGCAGAGGAGAAGAAGGCGUUAAGCAAAGAGGAGAAAAAGGCUCUUAAGGAGGAAGCCAACAAGCAAACAGAGGAGUAUGGCUACUGCCUUCUUGAUGGGCACCGUGAAAAGAUUGGCAACUUCCGGGUGGAGCCACCUGGCCUAUUCCGUGGCCGUGGGGAGCACCCCAAGAUGGGAAAACUGAAGAGGAGGGUCAUGCCAGAGGACAUUACCAUAAACUGCAGCAAAGAAUCAAAUAUCCCAGUACCUCCUAAGGGCCACCGCUGGAAGAAGGUCCAGCAUGACAACACCGUAACUUGGCUGGCCUCCUGGGUGGAGAAUAUACAGGGGAGCAUCAAGUAUAUUAUGCUUAACCCCAGCUCCAAACUUAAGGGUGAAAAGGACUGGCAGAAGUAUGAAAUUGCUCGCAAACUAAAGCUUAAGGUGGCCAUGAUCAGAAGACAGUAUCAGAGUGACUGGAAGUCUCGGGAGAUGAAGAAGAGGCAGAGAGGGGUUGCUGUGUACUUCAUAGACAAGCUGGCCCUUCGUGCAGGUAAUGAGAAGGAGGAGGGAGAGAGUGCAGACACUGUGGGUUGCUGCUCUCUGCGUGUGGAGCAUAUCACCCUACAUGAGGAGUUGGAUGGCCAGACGUGGGUAGUGGAGUUUGAUUUCCUGGGAAAGGACUCAAUUCGGUACUACAACAAAGUGCCUGUGGAGAAACGCGUUUUCAAAAAUUUAAAGCUGUUCAUGGAAAAUAAAAGCCCAGAAGAUGAUCUGUUUGACAGAAUAAAUACUGUUUACUUGAACAAGACGCUGAAUGAGUCAAUGACUGGGCUAUCGGCUAAAGUGUUCAGAACAUUCAAUGCCUCCACCACUCUGCAAGAACAGCUGAACAAGUUGACGCAUGUUGAUAUGUCCGUGGAUGAGAAGAUACUGUCAUACAACCGUGCAAAUAGAGCUGUGGCCAUACUCUGCAACCACCAGAGGGCAGCACCAAAGACCUUUGAGAAGUCCAUGCAACUUCUACAGGAGAAGAUUGCCCAGAAGCGUAAACAAUUGGAUGAAGCUAAGGAAGAGCUGAAACAAGUGCAGACUCAGGACAGUGACUGUAGUACCGACAAAUCAAGAAAGAUGGUGGAGAAUAAAGAGAAAGCUGUGAAAAGGCUGAAAGAGCAGUUGAAGAAACUGCUGCUUCAGAUGACCGAUAAAGAGGAGAACAAGGUCAUUGCUCUUGGCACGUCCAAACUCAACUACCUGGACCCCAGGAUCUCUGUCGCUUGGUGUAAAAAGUUUGAUGUUCCAGUUGAGAAGAUUUACAACAAAACACAAAGGGACAAGUUUGCAUGGGCUAUCGAUAUGACUGAGGAGGACUACCAGUUCUAAUACUCAAAUCAUUUUUGGGUCAUGCUUGGUUUUCUUCCAUUUUUUGUUGGCUUUUUUAAUGAAAAGAAACAUUGCAGUUUUGGAGAAAAAAAAACAACAGCAACAAAAAAAACUACUGUUUAGUCUUGACCCAUUGUGUGGCUCUAGGGAGAUUUAUAAAGACAACUUGGAUACAAAACUAAGAACUUUGAUACAAUUUUCAGAUUAAUUUGAAUGGCUAUUGAUACUAAAUUUCCCCAAAAAAUAACUUCCAUUGUUUUUCCAUUGCAUCAAACUUGAAAUCUUCUUCAUUAAGGCUGUUACUAUUCAUUCUUUUCUUGAAAUACUUGAAUCAUUGCUUUCCUACCAAGCAGAAAAUAAACAUUUGUGCUCAAUAUUUCCUGGUGGGAAAACGUUUGCUCCAGAAUUUGGUCAUUAGGCUGUUCAUUGAAUGUGUCACCUGCAUAACGCUGGAUUUCAUAUGAUCAUCACAUUGGAAAUUAAAAAAUGAAUGAACA